AUGUGUAUGACGAGAGCUAAGGCUUGUCCAGCUCCUCCAGGCUGGAGGGAGGACGUUAGCGGGAAUGGAGCCCAGCAGGAGUUUCAUGUCGGUCAGUCAGUGCGAGUCACCUGCCCCAAAGGUCAGCAGGUGAAGGGCAGCGGCACCAUCAGCUGCCGGCCAGACCAGACCUGGAGCCCCGUCAGCUCUGUGUGUGAAAGGGUGUCCUGUGGCCCGCCCCUCCAUGUGGCCAAUGGGGUGGUGCGGGGGGCGGUGUUCCAGUUCGGGGACGUGGCGGUGUACUCGUGUUUUGGCGGCUACGUCAUGGAGGGCGUCGGAAGGAGCAGGUGUCUGGAGAACGGCACCUGGACGCCGCCUCCAACGUGCAGAGCUGUGUGCUGGCUGCAGUGUCAGAACGGAGGUGUGUGUCAGCGGCCCAACGUCUGCUCCUGCCCCGAGGGCUGGAUGGGCCGACUCUGUGAGGAGCCUAUCUGCAUCCUGCCGUGCCUGAACGGAGGCCGCUGUGUGGCACCAUACCAGUGCGAGUGUCCCUCUGGGUGGACGGGCACGCGUUGUCACAGUGCUGUGUGUUCAUCACCAUGUCUCAAUGGAGGUCGAUGCAUCAGGCCGAACAGAUGUCACUGCAGUUCAGGGUGGAGCGGACACGACUGCUCCCGGAAAAGGAAAUCAGGAUACUAUCACUUCUAAAGUUCCGCCUCAGCUCUGUGUGAAUCGUCCUAUGAAGGGAAUUCUUGUAAAGUUAACUGACACUCGAGCAAACCAGUCUCAUCUCUCCACAAAAGACAAAGCAAGAACCAUUUUGUAAAAUAAAGCUGUAUUUUUUCAUAUAGAGACUCAACAGUAUUAAAACAUAUGCUGCUAUAUACUUGUACGAUGUGUAAAAACUAUUGAUGCAAUUGUUCAAUGUAUAUGUGUAAACUAUUCUCACAUUUUUAUUAAAGCAUAAAAUACCAUUAAAUGCUCUUUCGUGAGGUUGUGAGUCAAAACGAUGUGUUGUGGUUCAUAAAGAGAAAUCAGACAAAGUUGAUGUAACUCAUCUUCAUUUAUUAAUCCCACCUUGUUGAACACGUUACAACGAGACGUUCAGGAGAAAAAGACAAAUUCUCUGUACAGGAUUUUAAAAGUGUUUGAAUGUUACAUACAUGGAUGUGACAUGACUAUGGAACUAGCACAUGAGUAGAAUAAAUGUCCGCCUGCUAUUUAGAAAAACAGGAGCCGAUGGUCGUGCAUUGCGUGGACAGAGGCGAGGCUACUGGCGGUUUCUGUGGAGCACG
Paralichthys olivaceus (Japanese flounder) is the source of this 1274-nucleotide messenger RNA. The record is from RefSeq and is a predicted model, not a curated record. Lineage: Eukaryota; Metazoa; Chordata; Actinopteri; Pleuronectiformes; Paralichthyidae.